Molecule: messenger RNA, 4788 nt
Organism: Aspergillus ochraceoroseus IBT 24754
Lineage: Eukaryota; Fungi; Ascomycota; Eurotiomycetes; Eurotiales; Aspergillaceae
Product: CORVET complex membrane-binding subunit VPS8
Exons: 3
Coding region: 1-4788 (1595 amino acids)
Biological process (GO): endosomal vesicle fusion; protein targeting to vacuole
Cellular component (GO): HOPS complex; late endosome
Source: RefSeq, a predicted model, not a curated record
AUGAGCUCCAUGAUCGAGGGCCGCGAUGAAUGGCCCCGGGAGGACGACCUCGACUUGGGCCAAGAGGACGACGAACAGCUGCUACCGACAAGUAAUGGCAUCCCAGGCGACCAUGUUUUGUUGCAGGAGCCCUUGGGGGAUCGCUCAAUGGCUCACAUCGAAGAGGAACUCCCGGGUCAAGCCACCCCCGACCCCGACCGGACUCUGAGAAAAGCUGCCCACCCUGCUGGGCUCGACACCGUGGACACUCCGCCAUCGCCCCAGAUCGCGAAGCUGGAAGGUUCCGGCAGCGUCGAUGAAACAGUUUCUAACCCAGACGAUACGCCGUCCUUACGUGGAUCGAUUCAAUCCUCGCCGAGUAGCAGUGCGCUGGCAUUUCGGGGCUCCCCUCGACCCAGUCCUAGUCCGUCGCAUCGUCCCUUCGACCUCCGCUUCCAGUCGAGAUUAUCUGUCUCGUCGUUUCCCGGCGGCUUCCGGCCAUCGUCUCCUUUUCUAGCCCAUAUUCACUCGCGCAAAUCAUCCCUCACGAGCCGGCUAUCUCCAGCUACCGUUGAUUCCGACAUCGAUGCCCAACAAAACCCUUGGGAGGUAGUCCGCUGGACCAAAUUGAGGAAGAUAACAGGUCAGGCGUUUUCGGAUGCUGGGAAGCGCAACUUUGGCACGCCUACUUGCAUGGUCGUCUCUACAUCUAUCGUUCUUGGGACGUCGAAAGGUAUUGUGCUGGUAUUUGAUUAUCAACAGAGCUUGAGAGCGGUUAUUGGACCGGGAACAAAAGCUGUUGAAUGCGGAGCGAUUCACUCACUGGCACUUUCUGCGGAUCACUCGACGGUUGCUGGGGGCCACGUCUCAGGCGAUAUAUUUACAUGGGAGAUUUCAAGGCCGGCGCGCCAUUUUCUUCACAUCCCACCCAUACCUGCAAACCAGAUCGAGACACGAUUAUCAGAUGGGCACAUCUCAGGGACUCCGGUCAUACAUCUAGGCUUUCUGGGGACGAGACGCACCGCACUGGUUUCGGCUGAUAAACGAGGAAUGGCCUUCUCACACUUGGCGACUCGGGGAAUGGGAGCAGUGGGACGUACAGUGAAGACAACUAGGAUACUAGGUCGCUAUCCCCAGCCAAUUUCGGAAGUGAGCCGGCCACGAAAGCCGAGCUCCGUGCUUGCUUUUUCACCUCUCCCUCUUGGGAACGUCGAAGAACCCACAGACUCUCUUGGUUUGGUUGCUAUGCUAACACCCUACCUCCUGGUUAUUGUCUCCACGACACCCGUCGCGCAAACCCAGCACAAAUCGCCACGCCCUAAAGAGGUCGCAGCCCACGGUGCGAUGACUGGCGCCUUAGCGUGGUUCCCGGCGAUUAGACUCAAGGGAAAGGACACCCAAACUUCGAAGACGAAGCUUGUAUAUUGCUGGUCCAAUGUCUUGACGGUCUUGGAGGUCUCUGAGAUGGACACAGACGAGCCUCCAAACCGAGACCGCCCGCCGGCCUUGGAAUUCCGGCCCCGGUGCAGGUGGAAAGCCGACGAGGCGAUUGUUGCUGUUCAAUGGCUGAGUCGAUCAGUACUGGCUGUUCUUACGAUUACGCAGCAAUUGCUCAUUUUGGAGGACCACACCAUGCGCGUGACCGAGGCGAUUGACCUUCUCAGCAGACGCAUAUACCACGUUGACUUGUUCUCAGGCCAGCUUCAUUCCCUGGUCGAGCAGUUCAAUGAAGAGGACACUACAAUGCAUGGCGUGGUGGCGGAUGCCUUUUACAUGAGCUUCCGCUCCUACAAGGGGCGUCUCUUCGUGCUCGGUUAUAACGAUAUGCUGAUAGGUAGCCUUUCGAACUGGGCAGAUCGACUACUUGCGCUCAUGGAAGCAGGCGAUUUCACCGGGGCCAUCCAACAAGCGACAGCUUAUUACAACGGGAACUCAGAAAAGCUCACAGUUGGUUUGCCCGAUGAGGAUUCCCUCAGGCAGCCAAUAGUGCGGGAGAAACUCCUAGAAAUGAUAUCGGCUUCACUGAAAUACGCCUUUGGCCAAAAUAUGGAAGCGAAUAAUACUCGACUCGAGAGAAGACAGCUUGAAGAGCUGGCAGAAGUAUCUAUUUCGGCCUGCGUCUGCCUGGCCGAUGAAGAUUUCCUCUGGGAUGAGCUAUUUAAUUGGUACGAAGAGCAUGAGUCCCAUGGUAUUUUCCUUGAUGCUCUGGAGCCGUUUAUUGUCGAGGGUACCGUGCGAUCUUUACCCCCCACCGCUGUUAAGGCCCUCAUUAAUCACUUUUCCGUCACCCAUACCGCUAGCCAGCUGGAAGAGAUAAUCUGUCGUCUUGACACGAGCACGAUGGACAUCGACCAGGUGACCACUAUGUGUAAAGAACAUAAUCUCUACGAUGCCUUCAUCUAUGUCUGGAAUCGCUGUCUUGGGGAUUAUGUUGGCCCUUUACAGGAGUUGUUGGCGCUCGUACCAACCCAAGAAGGCAUGGCCAAUGGUGAUGCAUUUAAUGAGCUCAAACAAUACACGAACGCAAAGAAAAUGUUUCCAUACCUUUCGUUUAUUUUUACUGGGCGUACCUACCCAACUGGAAAUGAUAUGGAGGAUACUGAGGCAUCCCAGGCCAAGGCGGCCUUGUAUAAUUAUCUUUUCUCCGGGACUUUGUCCACUGCUAAGCACGAGGUGUUUUCUCCAACGAAUGGAACUCUUUCCGCUCUCGAAGUGCUGCUCAAGUUUGAUACACCUAGCUUUAUGAGCAUGUUGAAUGAAGCGUUCGAAGAUAGCUUCUUGAAUGAGCAGGACCCCGACGAUAUCCCAGCCCAGGGAGUGUCUAUUAACCGACAGUACCUGGUUAGCAUUCUCCUCCAAACCAUGAAUGCAUCGUCGUUCGAAACAUCGGAUACCAUUUAUCUGGAUAUGUUUAUUGCCCGCAACCUCCCCAAAUACCCUCAGUAUAUUCUUCUUUCUGGGAGCACUCUUCACCAAAUUCUCAAGCGGCUGUGUCAAUAUCCCCAUGAGGAAAUGGCGGAUGAUUGUGAACUCAGUGCUGAAUAUCUUCUGUCUAUCUACCACCCGCCAGACAUUCAAACAAUGAUCCCACUCUUCCGAGAGGCGCGCUUCUUCCGGAUUCUAAAGUCGACCUACCGUUCCGAAAAGCAAUUUCCUGACUUAAUUCUUACUUAUUUGGAGGAUCCGAAUGACCGGGAGAAGAUCUAUGUCUGUUUGCAAGAUUGCCUUCGACCGGGCUCUGGCUUGGGCAAAAAGCAAAGACAGGAUAUUAUCAAGGUGGUGGAAGACCACGCUGGCGAGAUUGCAACAAUUGAUGUCAGCAAGGCGGCGCAGACUAUGCGGGAUUAUGCCCCAGAGACCCAUGGGAUAUUUAUCAAGGCUCUGAAAGAAGAUAGCUACAGCCAAUAUGAAUAUUUGGCUGUUAUCGUUGAGCCUCGGGCGCAACUUCCCGGGGAGAACAACCGGGUUUCUCAGUCAGUCGAGAAUUGGAUGGUGGAACGUUAUGUUCAACUGCUCUGCAGGUACAAUCCAUCCCGGGUAGCCGAUUUUGUGGAUAGCCUUCGGGAAGGCGAUAUCCGACUCGAGGAGUUGCUACCCUCAAUGGAGUCAAGUGGGGUGGUGGAUGCUGCGGUGGUCCUUCUUGCUCGACAGGGGCAAGUGCGAGCUGCGAUGGACCGUCUCAUCAAACACCUGCAGACGCUCGAGUCAGGACUAGUGGGGAUUUUACAAAGUAUCCGGGAGACACCGGAUUCUGCGACUACAGCCGAGGCGAUUGAUGACCUCCUUGAAUCCUUGAAUAAGUAUUCUAGAGUGGGAACGUGGCUGUGCCAGGGCCAGACCAAGACGGCUAAGAAAUCGGGCAGCAUUGAGCUAAACGGCACUGAUAAGAGUGCUUUGGAUAAGCCUCUGUCGUUUGACGAAACUCUGUGGCUCGACUUGCUUGAAGGCGUGGUUCGCAUCGCGAGUAGCGUCUUCAGCCAGAUUCAGGGAGGACAUGGAAACGGGGAAAUAGACAAAUUCACGGGCUCGGGAUCGACGGCCUCUCCCGUAGGGGCCAACGCCGCCCAACUCGUAUCGUCGUUCCGUGCCCUGGUGCAGCAGGUCUUUACUGUCUUGCUUUCCAGCACAGUUCGGACUGGUGGCACAGUGACUGGCGAACGUAACGAUGUCGCGUUUUUGCGUAUUCUCCGUGCCUUUUUGAGUAGGGCAGCCCGCUGGUCUCCAUCGCUGCUUGAACUGCGGGCUGUGCUGGCCUCUAUAUUUUCCGCCUAUACAUACGAGAAAUCCCUCCUUGCCUUAGCUAAUGGUAUGCUAGACCGCGACUUGUUCGUGCAUGUUGAUGAGGUGACACGGCUACGGCAGAAGGGUUGGCGGCCCCGAGGCCAGGUAUGCGAAAUCUGCCGGCUGCGUGUUUGGGGCCCGGGGGUCGGCCCCCAAUAUUGGGUUGCAUGGGAGACACAACAGAGUGAUUUGAAGCAGCAUCGCCUUGCCCGACAGUUGGAAGGACGGGUUGACCCUGCAUCUGCGAGGGGUAAAGGUAAAGGCGUUGCUGUCACCCCCGCGGGUCAGCAGUUGGAAGGGCACGCGGGCUCUAGUGCGAGUGAUUCUCCCACAACCAUGCACGAGGAAGACGCUGCUAGUAUGAGUCGGGGGCCAACCGUGGUGUUUUCUUGUCGACACUUGUACCAUCGCCAGUGUCUCCUGGAUGUGGAACAGCAUCCCCGGCCAUCCCGGAAACGACAAAAUCACGCUUCCGUAGACUGGGAAGCAAUGCUAACCUGUCCUAUCUGUCCUGUACAUAGCGAAUGA